Fusarium poae is the source of this 894-nucleotide messenger RNA. RefSeq lists its product as uncharacterized. The transcript has 3 exons. Bases 1 to 894 code for a protein of 297 amino acids. The record is from RefSeq and is a predicted model, not a curated record. NCBI's taxonomy places the organism in Eukaryota, Fungi, Ascomycota, Sordariomycetes, Hypocreales, Nectriaceae.
AUGCCGGACAACCGAACAAUUUUAGGCCCUCUUACAAACUCAUGGGAAUACCCUGACGCGUGCGGUAGUCUGUUGUAUUUGCCAGACUGCUCUGCUUGCACUGUGGCAUCGCAAGCUCAAAAGUGCAAUACUGCCUUUCCUACUACUAUCAACGACCGCGAGGAUUUCAAAUGCUGGCCUCCAGCAACGCCGCCGAAUGACUUUGUUCCCCCUGUCAGCGGUUGGGGUAUCUACAAACCUGCCACCAAAUGUCCCGAAGGCUUCACGGUCGCGUGCACGGCCGAAGGGACGACAAAAAGCGAUUUUGAGUUCCAGUUCAAAGUCAACGACGAUGAGUUUGUCAGAGGAUGCUGUCCAUCGCAUUACGAAUGUGCCAAGUAUGGAGAGGCACAAACGUGCAGGAGUAUUUUUUCUACGGGCAUUUUGAGUGUAAUCUCAUGCAAGUCGGGCAGUACUCUUCUUAGGAGCGUUGCGGCACCAACAAAAUUCACCACAGAAACGAGUUCUUACAUUACUGUACAUGCGCCCAUGUUUCAGCUGGCUGGACUAAAGCGACUCGAGCCAGUAUCAACAACGAGUGCACCGACGACAUCAACGGAAACCCCUGCAUCCCAUAUAGAGAUAGACUCCGGAGGAGGCUUGUCGACAGGGGCUCAAGUUGGUAUUGGUGUUGGAGUUGGUGUCAUUGGGCUUGGGAUUAUCGGUACAGCGUUUUACCUCUGGCGAAGAAGACGAAAAUCCAAAGCGCCAUCGAAACAUGGGCUGGAAUCAUCUCAAUUGGAUUCACGAGAGAUAAGACCACCAGGCGAAUUAGGAGGACCACCUUUGUCGCCUCCUCCCCAAUAUACCCCGAUUGAGCUUGAUGGGACUACGGCUAGGCAGGAGUUGCCGUAA